AUGAAAACAGAAGUAUUGGAAUGCCCGGAGAAUAAUUUAAGGAGCGUCCUGUUUAAGGUGUUCAAAAAAUUACUAAUUUUCCUUGUCCUCUGUGUUUUGCUUGCACAUGUAUGGAUGGACCUUAAGCAUAACAAUACGUAUGCAUACAUGGCGAUGAGGAAUAAAAAACGAGAACUAGAAGAGAAAGGCUGUAAACGAUGGCAACAGCUGGGGCUAAAUGCUUAUGUGGGAUGGCGAACAGGACUACUAGCGUACUUGAGAGAUAGCCUAGAAAGAAAUGAAGUGGUUGAACCUCGCACAACCUUAUUACUCGCCAUUGUUGCACGUUUGCCACUUAAUCCACGCUGUGGAUUAGAAGGACACAGCAAGGAAAUAGCUGCGAAGUUGGCUGAUUAUUUGGGGAAAUUUCCAUCGUCUUCUCUCUUCGCUGAAAUAUCUUUUUGUGACGCACAGCUUUUGUCAAACUUGCAGUGUGAACGCUGUAAUGAAGAAGAAAACAUUAAUGAAAAUGAAAAGGAUGAUAAAUUUUGUAAAAGAAAACAACGAAGUGUUAUGGUUGGCUGGGAUAACAUUUUUCACCUUAAUCGGGAUGAAUUUACAGUGGAACAGGAAUCGGCAGCUAUCCUUAAAGAUUCGGCUCUGAAAAUAAUGUAUUAUAAAAUGGUUGAUCAUUCGCCUGAUGCAAUAUCCGAAUUUGAAACUUUUGCGCAUUCGUUGUCAAUAUUCGCUCGAUUGAUUGAAGACAGUAGUAUCUAUGGUUUCGUUGUAAAGCAACUUUUGUCGCAUGAUUUUCCAAUUACUAGCAAAAAUAAACAAGUUAUUAUUGCUUGGGAAGUGAUGCUGUCUUUACUUCUAAGAGGCUCGAUAAAUUUUUUACGCAGCGAAUCUGAUAUCUCCGGUUUUCCGUUUAGAAGGGUUAUAAUCGAAUGCAUUAUUUGUUGUGCAGCAAAGAUAGCUAAUAACAUAAAUGCUUACAUGUGUUCCAGUGGUAUGAAUUUUGAAUUACUCACUGAUUGUUAUAGCUUAUUCGAUGGAAUCAUAAAAUAUUACAGAUUAUUGAUCACAGUGUUUGACAUUCUUAUGUUGUCUCUCAAAUCAAAGCAUGCUUCGAAAAGAAUAUUUUCGAGUGUUACAAAUUCUAUUUUUCUGUGUAGAAAGGAACAGUUCAUUUCAUUAGUACGAGAAUUAUUUAUUUUCAUCGAAUAUCUCCCUUCUUCAUUUGUUGUUAGUAUUGUUAGCUAUUUCUCCAAUUAUAUUGUACAGUAUUCUAAUCGAAUUGCUUUGCUGAAGAAAUCAUUGCCGAAGUCAAAAUUUGAUUUUAAGGAAAAUGGCAAACGAUUUCCUUAUUUUGAUGUGCAGUGUGCAUAUAAAUUCGUGCAUGACAUCGUUACAGAAAUCGUAAGGAACUGUUCCGAAGAAGCUGUACUGUCAGAAAUUCUUAGUUGUGCUCUCUCUCUACCGGAUGAAUAUUAUUCCUUCAUAGGUAUUAUAUCAGUCUUUACAACAUUCCUCUCAGCUCAUCUACUGGAUAAUUUUAUUGACCGAUGUGCAGAAAUUAUUGCUAAGCAGCAGAAUAAUUUUGACAGACGAACUGUUACUGCAAUGCCGAGCGCAUUCCUGGUAUCAUUACAAAAUCGAAUUGGAAAUUUUCAGGGAGCGAAAUUUAUUUGUCUUUUACAAACGCUUUCGUCAAUUUGUCCAUUUCUGCUAGUACAAGAUGUAGAAAUUAUCUGUCUAGCAAUUUUAAAUCGUUUCAAAAAUGAGUCAUCACUUUCUAAAAAAUGGAAUGACAGUGCCAAACUGAACGAUAUCUCAAUCCAUUGUGAUGCGAUGGCUGAUUUUCUUGCUGAAUACUUAUUCGGACAAAAGGCUAUCGAAUUUGCUAUUAGUGAUGUGAUUUUGCCGUGUAUGGCACUUCUUGAAACAUCUGCUGCAUCAUUCAACCUUGUAUAUAUUAUAUGUAAACGAUCUAUUAUUGUUGGAAGUAAUCUGAUCAGUCCCAAAAGUGUUGAAGAUUUAGCAAAAUCAAUAAGUGAUCGACUUUCUCGAGAACUGACUUAUGCUAGUGCGGAUAUCUGGACGUUAAUUGGCAUUACUGAUUUUGCAAUUCCGCUGCUUCAUGUUGCUGAUCUCCUACUACUUCUGCUGUCUUACUGCACGGAGAAAGUUUUGCCAUCUGGAUUUCUGAUAUGCGCUAAACAAUGUAGCUCAACGUUAGUUAGUAUUACUAUGGAUUGGAUGCUAGCACCCAAUGAAGUUGACUCACACAUGCUUCGGAUAAGUCAACUAUUUAGUGUAUCAUUACGAAUUGUUCUUGCAACAAAUGUGGCUGAGGAAAAUCCAAUGGAGUGGAUACAAUCCAAGUUGAUGAAUAAUGAGCUGUUCAUUUCCAAUAUACGGUUGUUAGAGUGCUUUAUACGGGUGUUGUUUCUCAAGACGUAUUCACCUAUUCAAAGUAACCACUCUGGAGACCUAUCAUCUAUUAUUGAUACAGUCAAAAGUGCUGAUAAAUUUUAUUCGCAAUUAUCUGUUGUUUCAAUAUUACUGCUUCAAAAGCACAUUCAAGCUAAGCGUAGUGUAUCAUCGAAUAAUGAGUAUUAUAUUCGCAAGAUAUGUGGUACCCUUCAACAUGCAAUGUUAAAUGCUCAAUUUGAUAAAAACGUUCUUUUUAGUAAACUAAAUCGUCUCAUUUUGCAUUUGUUGCGGACGCUAGCUGAAAUAUCAGUGUCUUCUAACUGUUUUCGGGUUUUACUUACAUUCUAUUUUGAUUUUAUUUCUACAAAUCUUACACCGUCAGAUAUACGAAAUGUAUUUGCAAUUGUGAGGAAUGCUCGUUAUUUGCAGGUAGCGCUAACAGAAGUUUUAUUGGGAUUAUUGCCAAACGAAAAAGUUGAACCAAAAGAUGUCUAUGUUUUUCCACAAAAAAUCUAUGCGCAUAUGAAAAUUAACUGCGACGGAACAGUGCUAAAUAACUUACAAUUUGAUGGAAGUGAUUGGAAAGGGAAAUCGGCGCCAUCUUGGAGUGCUUCACUUUGUAAUGAACGCACUGAGGACAUGCAUAAUGCUAAAUUAUUUUCUGGAUCUUUAAGCAAUUUAGCAGUCAGUAAACAUGAAGACGAUUCUUUCGAUGGAUGUUGUGCUGCAAAACUUGCUCUUGAUUGGUCAUUAUGUUUAUUCGAUGGACUUACUGUUUCUUUUUGGUUGUUGCCACAGAAAUGCAAGAAAAGGGAAAUUGUUGGCAGUUUAGAGCAGGUUUAUCCAGUUUGUUCAGUGGAUACUAAUAAUUUGAGUUUCCUGCUUCAAGUGUCAUUCGAUAGCCGCACUUUACAUGUGAGUAUUGCUCUCAACGGUGAAGUAAAGCAGAGAAGAUGUCUUCCAUCAGUAUUGACGGAUGAUGCCUGGAACCAUAUUGUAGUGUCAGUUGACUCGAUGCUUUCAGUGCAUGUUUGGAUUAAUUCGCAGCGUUUCAUCAUGCGUGUGAAACAUAAAUGCGCAGUAUCUUUAGAACAAUUAUCAUUUGUGUUUGGCUUUGGUGCAUUGCAAAAAGAUCUGGUUUACUCGGAAACAUUUUAUGAAUUAUCACCAAUUCUUUCAUUUCGAGGUUCUCUGAAAGCUCCACAAGUGCUUAUCUUACGCGCCCUUGGCUGUGAUUGCAUUUCUUUGGCAGCAUGUAAUAUCAGUUCUCUGAUGUUGAGAUUGACGUCUCUCUUGUCCUCUCAAAAUCUGUUUGUUCAACAAAAUGCCUUUCUUAAGCUUUUUGCCGAUGUUGAAACUGCAUUUGCUUGCCUUCAGCAAGAUUUUCUUUUUGUUAUAAGAGACCGAAUGGCAUAUGUGCAACGAAAAUGCUAUUCACACAACACUAAGAAAAAAUUGGAGCUUGAUUCCUUACCUUCAACUGAAAGGCAUCUCUUGGAAUGGAAUUGUCCAAUGGUAAAGCGAUUGGGGAAAACCUCUACCGCUGAUUGCUGGCUUUCGCUUGGUUCACAAAAUCUUUUUCUUUUUAUGUUCGCAGAGGCUAUUGACCUAAAACAUAGUGCAUAUGAACAGGCAAUUACCUUUCAUCUGUUAUUCCAAUUUCUACGGCGAGUUAGCCCUUUCACAAGCGAAUAUACCUUUUCAAAUGUGUAUGACUGCGUAAUACGAUGUCUGUCAUCGUCACUUGCCUAUCUCGGUGCUCAAAUGCUUGAGGAAUUUCGAAGUACAUGUAUUUCAUUACCACCCAGGAUGAAAUGUUCAAGUGGAAGAUCGAAACAAUGGUUCAUUGUUGAUCCAGAGCUCGUAGUACGUUUGGUUUGCGCUCCAUGGAUAUGGAGAGGCCGGGAAAGAAUGUUGCAGUGGCGUAUUAUAUUAGAAGAUAUUGUACACUGCAUCUCAGAUGAAACAACAGAAUGUUCUGCAUUCAGUAGGGGGCAGCUGAAGCGAGUCAGUUUUCUCAAAAAACUUUUUCAGGCCAUUUUGGAAAUGCUUCAAGAUGAUAAAAAUUACCGAAUUGAGGUACAAGAUGUUGCACCAUUAACUGAUACUCUAUUAACAAUUAUUCGUAUAAUGCUAGGUUCAUUAGCAGUAGCCGAAGGAAUAAUUCAUCUUUGGAAUUUUAUAUUCCUUUCUCAUGCAGCUGCUUACACGUAUAUCACCUAUGGCCAUACUGAUCAUUUCCAAUGGCUUCAGCAAGAAUUAUUACAAGAGGAAUGCAAAUUUGAUUUGUUGAAGGAUACCGAUUUGGUGGGUCGUUUGAAAGAUUAUGGCAACAUGCUUGGGAAAAAUCGUGUUGUCGAAGUUUGGACUAAAGAACGUUCGGUAAUAAAAUUACGGCAAAUGUAUGAUGCAGUAUGUUUAGUUGAUAAUCAAAAUAAUGAAUAUUCUGCUGAUUCAAAAUGCCCUACCACUGUUUGUAAGAAGGGUGUGCUGGAUUUGGCUGGCAAUCUUCGAAGAGCAAAAGGGGAAUCAUAUGAAAGUAGUGAAAAUGCUGUUAUGAAGGAAGAGAAAAAAGUCGAUUGGUUUUGUGAUCUUCGCUGUAGAUGUUUGGAACAGUUAGCAUUAGUUGUUCAGAAUGCACCAGAUGCAUCUUUUACUGAAGUUGUAAACAUGCGCAUAUCGUGGCAAGCUGUAGUGGUUCUAUUAACAAAUCAGUCUGAUGAACGGUUUCGAGAUCAUGUGUUCAAUUUACUGAAACACAUUUUGCUUCGAGCAGAUUCAGAAAUGCGAUCCGAUUUCAUAAAAAAUGAUGGAUUUGAGUUACUUUCGAGCCAAAUGAGGGGUUAUCCUAUUACAGAUGAAAUAGCCUCAUCACUGCUCUCGUUGCUUUUUGAAGAACCAAUUCGUUUCAGCGAUGAGCUGGGUUCAGAUCAUGUUCCGUUUCUAAAACUGAAUCAGUUUAAGUGUCUCUCACUGAAAGCAAUAUUUGUUUUAUGGGAGGAAAGCGUUCGUCAUUCGAACUUGCAUACGUACUGGAAUAUUUCAUCCAUGUUGAUAACAUUAUUCAACGAAAACGAAAUGCUGAUGCAAGCAAUGAUAAACUUAGGAUUAUGCACUACUGUUGUAUCCGUUUUAAGGCGAAUUGCUUCACUUCCUCCCAUAACAACCGAUUUGAUUCACGUAAGCGCAACAGCUCCGUUUAUGGAAUGUUGGUUUGGUAUCGUGAGGAGAAUUAUACGCUUAUGUUUGCCUUAUCGCAAUUCACAUUUGUACAGUAUGUGUCAGGAGAUGCUAUGGUUGCUGGAAAUGGCAGUCCUGAACGUGGACAUUCAAUCAGAAAGAAUCACUCGUCAAGGUCUUACCUGUGUUUAUGGUCUAUGGUUGACAGUGCUACAGGAACUCUACCUAAGUAAUGGUAAGUCAGAUUGGGAUUCAAUGAGUGACUUGUUAGCUGCUGGUGAAGAAAGUGCUGAUGAUGUAGUGGAUAACGAAAUGCAGAAUGAUAUAGCGCCUACCAGUAAUUUUCUGUCCGAAACGCUUUCUGCAGUAGUUGGAACGAUUGCUGAUUUCCGAGACAGGAAAUUCUUCUAUAGAAAUAGCUAUAGCAAACGCUUACCUCCAAUAGGUGAACGCGCGGAACGUCUGAUAUUUUGUGUCACUGAGAUUUCACAUUUUUUUACUAGCAUGCCAGUGAAAUCACUUGAAGCUGUUACAAAUCAAGAAAUGAAAUUAUUUAAAAUAUUCCUGUCAUUCCUAUCUCUAGUUUGUAAGCAAAAUGACACACGAAUAGUAACUUUUGAGCAUCUCAACAAUAAACAGCGAUUGAUGAAUAUCUGUGGUGAGCGUAUUGGACAUUUAUUUGGUCCACUUAUUGCUUUUGUACUUUUUCCGGCAUCAACAAAGGCUAGCAAAUUGAGCUUCGUUACAUCUAAUACAGGAAGAAAUGGAAACAGCUGGGAAAUGAAAAGACGUUUAAUGAUUGUGAAGAUGUUAGUGUCAAACAAAAAUCAUCUAAAAUCCCUUCUUGAUGCCAAUUUGGAAUACCAGUGUGCGCUAAACUUGUCAUUGCAUGAAUUAGCAUUACUGGAUACUAUCGAGGAUUUGGACGUUCAAAAAGAUAUUGAAAACCUAAUUAGAUUUUUAAGGAAAUUACAGAUUGAAUCUCCUCUAGCGACUUUAGAUGCUGAUCGACUUAUGUCUUUGAAUAUGGAUGAGUCAUUGGCUAUUCAUGGUUACCUGGAAUAUCGUAACAAAUUUUUAACGAGGGUACAACAAAGAGCAAUUCGUUUUAUUGUUGAAGAGAAACAACAAACAAAGAUUCGAAGCGAGGUAGCAAUGCAAAUGACAUGUCGAGUUGUAGAAGAUCAGAAUUUGCUACGAAAGAACUUUAUGAAAACUUGUCGAGAGUCAGAACUAAAAAAUAUGGCUGCUAACGUAUUUUUAGACGGUUUACUGACAGAGCUUUGUCAUCCGGAAGGUCUUUUUUAUGAUGCAGAAUCAUGGCCAUCGAGUUGGGCACUUGACCCAACAGAGGGACCAAAUAGGGAGCGUCGUAGAUUGAUGCCUUCACAUUUAUCGUUUGACAUAAAAUUUUUGCGGCCACAGUCGAUAAACAAGAUCAAAAAGCGGGAAAAAUCUCCCCCUCUAUUUCAUUUACUGAGCGAUCUGAGAGGAAACAUAAAUGAAUUGAACUUAGAAGAUGGUUUAGUACCUGGUGAACGCAUCAUUUUAUCACUCUCAGCUGUGGUUGUGAGAUCGACAGUUGAAAGCAGCGGUGAAAUUCUUGCUGGCGACAAAAGAUUUUACUUUCACAGUGAUUACACAAGAUCCGUACAAAAGAGGUUAAGUCGUACCAAUACACUGUUCAUUCGAUGGAGCUAUGGAGACUUGCUCGAAAUCUAUAAGCGGCAUCAUCUUCUGAAAGAUACUGCUUUAGAAAUUUUCUUGUCAGAUGGCCAAACUUAUCUUAUUGUUUUUGAAGAUCAAGCGAAGCGGGAUCAGUUUGGUUUGCAAAUACUUUCAUCCGAUUUAUGCAAAUUGUCCAGUUUUUCGAAUGUAUCUGUACAAUCAGCCACACAAUUAUGGCGGGAGGGAGCGAUCACCAAUUUUGAGUACCUGAUGCAGUUAAACAAGUUGGCUGGUCGUUCAUAUAAUGAUCUUAUGCAGUACCCAGUAUUUCCAUUUGUUCUUUCGGAUUAUAAAUCCACUGUAUUGGAUCUCACUAAUCCAAUCUCAUUUAGAGAUUUAAGCCGCCCAAUGGCAAUUCAGAAUAAACGGUUAGAGAAACAUUAUCUCCGAAAAUACAGUUAUCUUGCUCGAGAGGAGGUUCAAGCAGUAUCUGGUUGCGGUUCACCAUUCAUGUUUGGACCUUAUCAUUAUGGAAGUCAUUACUCGAAUAUCGGUAUUGUCGCACAUUAUCUUGUUAGAUUGCCACCAUUUACCGACAUUGCGCUAGAAUAUCAAGACAACAAUUUCGAUAUUGCUGAUCGAUUAUUCAAUUCAAUUGAAACCACAUGGCGUUUGGCAAGCUUUGAUUCAACGACUGAUUUCAAGGAACUUAUUCCUGAAUUCUUUUAUUUGCCUGAUUUCUUGAUGAAUAAGGAAAAUCUAAAUUUAGGAAUGCGUCAGAAUGGUGAUAUUGUGGAUGAUGUUAUUCUGCCGAAAUGGUGUCAAGGAUCAGCACGUUUAUUUGUGCUUAUUCAUCGACAAGCACUCGAAUCUUCAUUUGUUUCAUCAGCGCUGAAUUACUGGAUCGACCUAAUUUUUGGCUAUAAGCAAACGGGGAAAGCUGCGAUCGAUGCAAUCAACGUGUUCCAUCCCGCGACAUACAGGAUGAAUACGGUGCAUGGCUUAAACGACGAAUAUGACGAACUUUCGAUCUCCGCCCUAAGAACUAUGAUACAGACCUACGGACAAAUGCCAUUACAGCUUUUUCGUUCACCUCAUCUUCCACCUUUGUGUGGGAAAAUGCAUCAAAAUAUUCCUAGCAUUUCAUUGAAUCCACUGGACACGGUGAGAGGAAUAAGAUGGGGUGAAUUUAUAGGGAGUCCGGAUACUGAAUUCGGAAACUUAAUAGUUGUUCUAAAUCAAAAACUGCCGAGUAGUGAUUGGUCUGGCCGCCUUGUUGCAUUCUCAGAAGGAACUUGUUUUGCAUUCCCGAGCAAUACAUGUUUUAUUUAUAAGUAUGGGGAAGGAGUUCGACCGCGAAACCUUUGCAGUUAUGGAUUAGUAACUUGGCGACAUAAUGAUGGGAUACUUCGAUUGCGUCUUCAUGAACCGAAGCUUUGGUGGGAUUUGGCCAGUUACCAUACGUAUAAUGUGGUGACAACAGCUUAUUGUGUUUCAUUUGAUUUGCUGUUUAUAGGACUUUCAUGUGGUAUUAUACUCACCUACCGUAUACAAUUAAGCGAAUUUGGUGUGAAAGAUUUUGCACUUCUAAAAACGCUGUACGCACACGAUACUGCUGUACGUGCAUUAGCAGUUUGUGGUAAUUUUGCUGUUGCGGCUAGUGGUUGCGACAUGGGUAAAAUUUGUAUAUGGGAUCUAAAUCGUUUAUCGUAUGUUCGGACUCUUGUUCCGGCUAAUGGAAGAGAAGUGCAGUUCAUUUGUAUAAGUCGAACUAGUUGUGACGUAGCCAUCGUGGCUUAUUCCGGUUAUGGGAGCAGUGUAACACUGAAAACUAUCAACGGGUUAGAAAUCGGUAGCAUCGAUACCGAUAUCGUUGUUACUGCAAUUGCUAUGACAUCAAUUUCGGAAGGAACUGCCGUAAAUUGUGUUUUUCUGGGAAUGCAAAAUGGAGUGAUUAGAAUAUUUGAUAUGUGGACAAUGAAAUUUGUACGUGAUAUCGUCGAUUAUCGGUUUCUUGAACCUGUUGUCAGUAUUAGUUUUUCAAAUCGAUGUACGAGGUUGUUCGUUAAUUUCUCAUCCGGUCGGGUAUUGUGCUGGCAAGGAGAAAAUUUGCAGCCAAAACGACCACCAUCACUGAACAUUAUUAGCGAUAUGUGA
Molecule: messenger RNA, 9420 nt
Organism: Brugia pahangi
Lineage: Eukaryota; Metazoa; Nematoda; Chromadorea; Rhabditida; Onchocercidae
Source: the annotation of a GenBank genome assembly